Messenger RNA from Suillus discolor, 708 nucleotides. RefSeq lists its product as uncharacterized. The coding region runs from base 1 to 708 and encodes 235 amino acids. The transcript is spliced from 3 exons. Gene Ontology annotation, molecular function: protein binding. The record is from RefSeq and is a predicted model, not a curated record. NCBI's taxonomy places the organism in Eukaryota, Fungi, Basidiomycota, Agaricomycetes, Boletales, Suillaceae.
AUGACGUACACCCAUUUUCGCCCUUGCCAACAAGGAUAUGUUGCAGGUGCUCCAGCUGGUUUGGAGAACAGGCCUUUGAAAAGGGCACGGAGCAAGGACAAUGGGGGACAAUGGGUCGCGGUUGGUGGUGCGGAUCGGAUGGUGUGUGUUUGGGACGUCGAGAGUGGGCGUGCAUUGUACAAGUAUCAGAACACAGGAACAAGCCGUCAGACAUUUUCGAAAUUGGUUCACAUCAAAGGUCGCAUCAAAGCUAUCCAAGAACACUUGACUCACUUCAACCCUAUCAGCGAGCCAGCUUUAGCUCCAUCCAUAUCUAUUCUUGUGCCAUCUGUGCCUACCGAGUUCAAGGGUCUCCUCGGACCAGAAGAUAUCGAAACCCCUUACUAUGCUGAGGUAGUUUCAGUCUUGAAGAGCGUAUUUGGGCUGACUUCCUUCAGGCAAAACCAACUUGAAGCUAUCAACGUGUUAAGAACGUGCUCAAGUGUCGGAUCCAAAGGGCUUGGCUUCAGCUCGUGCGCUGCGCCCCUUACCCGAGUAUGUGCCCCUAACUUCCGAGGGCUGUUGGACGAUGUCCGGAGGUUGUCGGAUGAGUCUGGAGUCCAAUGUCCGAUGCACGGGAAUUCCGGCGGACGUUCGGGAACGAGGGAUAAGACUAAUCCAGACGAUGUCCGAACUAGAAAGGAAACAACGGAGGACUACCAGAGGUAG